CGAGCGGCCUGUCACGCGGCUGCUUCCGCGAACGCGUUUCUACGCGGUGUGCCUUCAAACGAUGAAUGAAAAUGUGUCGUCACCGGUCAUUUCUCUCGUUCUAUUAACGCCACGAAGCUUUAACUGUCGCACGGUCGACUGCCAGCGCGAAGAAGUUAAUAGUUUUCGAGAUCGAACAGGUUUGCAGGAGGAUAGAACCGUCGGACUGGGCCUUGAAAGAUCAGGGUCUCUUCGAAGGGUGGCCCAGGAAGGUACUGCGCUGAAUCAAGUGGGAUUAGGCUAAUACCUCGAUAGCUUUCGUUUAAUCUGAUUGACCAAUCCUCGAGCAAUACAAAUCUCACGGCAAAGACAAGCAUUCGAUGCCCGGCGUCUUCCACAUCAAACAGUCCAACAAUGGCGAUAGAAAGAAUGGUUGCAAAUGGCUCAAGGAUUCCGCAUCGAAAUCGCAUCAGAGCAGGCUUUCAAAGUUUGGACCCUGUGGGUCCAAAGUCCUCAGCGUAUCCCGAAUAAAGACACAAUAAAGCUCGAGAGAAAUGGUCAUCAGAGGACCAUGACAGAGUAAAGCCGGGGAUUCGAUACCUCCACCAUGUUGAACGUAAUGGCAGCGGUGACGACAAGCCUCCCCAGCCGAGUGGAUCCGACUCCGACAUCUUCCAGCAACACCAGCACCUCGUCCAGCACAGCUGCCAACAACGUGACCUCUGUCCCGGUCGAGAACCCGACCGUCGAGAACCUGCCGGAGAACGUGAACGUGUUCGUGGUGGUGAUCAAGGGCAUCAUCAUGGGCAGCAUCAUCACGACGGCGGUGCUCGGCAACGCCCUGGUGAUCGCCAGCGUACGUCGGCACAGAAGACUUCGUGUGGUGACGAAUUGUUACGUGGUUAGCCUGGCGGCGGCCGAUCUUUUGGUGGCUAUGUGCGCGAUGACGUUUAACGCGUCCGCCGAGUUGUCCGGUGGCAAAUGGUUGUUCGGUCGGUUCAUGUGCGAUGUUUGGAACUCGUUGGACGUUUACUUCUCCACGGCAUCCAUACUACAUCUGUGUUGCAUUAGCGUGGACAGGUACUACGCCAUUGUCAGCCCUUUGGAGUACACUGUCAUCAUGAGGCAGGGCACGGUGGGAUGCAUGCUGGGCAGCGCGUGGAUUCUGCCGGCUCUCAUCAGCUUCAUACCGAUCUUCAUGGGAUGGUACACCACGCAGGAUCAUUUGGACUACAUGGUGAAGCAUCCGGAGGUGUGUUCCUUUGUGGUAAAUCGACCUUACGCUGUGAUCAGCUCGUGUGUUUCCUUUUGGAUCCCCGGCUUGGUGAUGAUAGUGAUGUACUGUAAGAUCUACAAGGAAGCGGUCAGGCAGAGGAAGGCACUUAGCAGGACAUCCAGUAACAUCGUCCUGAAUAGCGUGCACCAUCACAGAUCUUCGACCAGGCAACAUCACCAUCAACAAAUGCUGCUUCAAGCUGCGGCUGAAACCGGUGAGUUUGCACUAAACAUGUACGAUUUAAACGCGGAGUUACUGGUUUGUCUCUGAAGAGACAACUCUGUUGACAUUUUUUGUCAAUCAUGAU
Megachile rotundata (alfalfa leafcutting bee) is the source of this 1562-nucleotide messenger RNA. RefSeq names its product octopamine receptor beta-1R. Gene Ontology annotation, cellular component: plasma membrane. The record is from RefSeq and is a predicted model, not a curated record. Gene Ontology annotation, biological process: positive regulation of MAPK cascade; adenylate cyclase-activating adrenergic receptor signaling pathway. Gene Ontology annotation, molecular function: octopamine receptor activity. Lineage: Eukaryota; Metazoa; Arthropoda; Insecta; Hymenoptera; Megachilidae.